Mangifera indica (mango) is the source of this 615-nucleotide messenger RNA. RefSeq names its product putative calcium-transporting ATPase 7, plasma membrane-type. Bases 217 to 456 code for a protein of 79 amino acids. The transcript is spliced from 3 exons. The record is from RefSeq and is a predicted model, not a curated record. Lineage: Eukaryota; Viridiplantae; Streptophyta; Magnoliopsida; Sapindales; Anacardiaceae.
CGCGUGAGGAGAAGCUUCCUUGUAACACCAAUCGAAAUUGCUUUGUUGUUGCCCCCACUUGUUCAAGCUUGUUCGCGGUAGCUACUGCUUCUUUAGUAUUUGAAUGGCAGAGACGCGCGAGUUUUAACUAGAAACCUUGCUUGCUGAUUUCGAAAGAAAUAGAACACUGUUAGGAGAUCUGGUUGCCAAUUGCUGAAAGGAAUAAGUAGCUCAUCAAUGGAGAGCUGUUUGCAAAAAAAUUUUGAUGUUAGACCGAAAGAUUCGUCCGCAGAGAAAAAGUUGCGGAUUGCUGUUCUGGUUUCCAAAGCUGCAAUUCAAUUUCUUAUGGGUGUGUCACCAAGUGAGUACACUGUACCUGAAGAAGUCAAAGCUGCUGGCUUUCAAGCGUGUGUUGAUGACUUUGGGUCUAUCGUUGAAGGCCAUGAUGUAAAAAAACUCAAAUUUUGUGAGAAUUAAGCCUUAAGUUUGUUUUAUAUUACAAAGGUUAUUGUCAGCAUUCUUAAGAAUGAUUGAUUUCUUGUCUUUUACAUAAACUUUGUGGUUCAGGUUGAGUAAUAUUUUUUUUGUAAUUUUUUUAUAAUAGUUCUAUAUAAUGAAUUAAAAAUUAAAAGGUUA